AUGACUCUGCUGCAGACACAGCACCAGCAGAUUGUCACUGAUGCAAGAGCAAUUGAAGCCAGGGCUGUUUCCCUCACUGCUGCAAUCAAUGCUGGUGCUGCCGCUGCUGAAGCCGCCAGAGAUGGUGCUCAUGUUCAUCGUACAUAUGCCGCCUCUGCUCUUUUGUCUGUUCUUGCCGCUGCCGCUGCUUCUGUUUCUGGUUUCGCACCUGUGAACGCACCCACAACUGCGCCCGCGCCUGCGCCUAUGCCUGCGCCUGUGCCUGCAUCCACGUCCGCCUUUGCCCCUGCUUCUGCCCCUGCUCCCGCCACCACCCCUGCACUCACGCCCGCGCCUGUACCUUCUGCGUUCGCCCCCCUCCUGGCCGCUGAUCGUACGACUGCUAGUUCCUCUGCUUCUGCUGGUUUUGUUUCUGCUGUUGAUGAUGUGGCGCCUGCUUAUGAAAUUAAUCGCGAGGCCACCACUGUGGAGGAGGUGUGGAGGGAAUGGUCUGUGGGUUUGAAUCAUGGACCUGUUAUAUGA
Paracoccidioides lutzii Pb01 is the source of this 522-nucleotide messenger RNA. RefSeq lists its product as hypothetical. The transcript has 2 exons. The record is from RefSeq and is a predicted model, not a curated record. The coding region runs from base 1 to 522 and encodes 173 amino acids.